Molecule: messenger RNA, 2455 nt
Organism: Branchiostoma belcheri (Belcher's lancelet)
Lineage: Eukaryota; Metazoa; Chordata; Leptocardii; Amphioxiformes; Branchiostomatidae
Exons: 3
Coding region: 476-2020 (514 amino acids)
Source: RefSeq, a predicted model, not a curated record
ACGUCUCGGUGUUGUGCAUGCCUUUCUUCUAUUUUCGUGUAACUUCGCGGCAAGUACUGCUAUACUGUGCCUUCAUUUCGGGUGGAUUUGUGGUAUCGGAUUAUCUUCUAUUUUUAUUAGGAGUUUAAAAAUGGUUUAUUAUUGUUCUAUAGUAUGUGUAAUGUUUUUGCUUCUUUUCUUUUCAGACAAACACAUUGACGACUGCCAAGAAUGGAUCCAAGAAGAGAUUCAGUGCAGGGACCUACUGCAAAGCAUAUGGGUGCAACAGCUCAUUGUACAAAUGUGUGGAUGGGAAACAAGUCCCGACGAAAAUAUCAUUUUUCGGUAUCCCCAAAAAAGUACUGGAAGACAAAACUAAACUGAAUCAUUGGGCUGCUUUAAAAGACAGAUUGGUAGGGAUAACUUUACCCUUGACAAGUACUCCAAGCUUUGUGAAAAGCAUUUCAAAGAAUCAGAUAUUGUAAGGCGAUCAGCAAUGGGACUUCUGUUGCAGUCUCCAAGGCUUAGGGAGGGUGCAACCCCUGUCCUUCAUUCGUGGACUAAAGUCACACCACAGAGACCAGCUCCGAAACCAAGAUGGUGUCCUCCCCCCAAGAAACCCAAAGGACCACAAAAACUCAACAAGAUUGUCGUCUCAGAGCCUGACAUUGCCAUGGACACUUCAGCAAGUGGCACUUCUCCUGACCUCGACGUCUCUAUGGAUGCAUCUGGAUCAGGGCUGGACAUGGACAUAGACCAGUCAGUGCCAGACUUUAGUGAAAAGACUUCAGAAGUGGACACAGUCUCUAAGACUACUAGUAUUGUAACAGUAUCCCCGCCACCUGUGAAAGUCGAUGUCAGUACUCAAACAGCCUGGACACCUCUAAGCACUUCCACCCAGACAACAUCUGAUUCAGAUUGUAAUGUUCAAAGUGUACAUGAUCAUGUAUACACAUUUGUUAAAGACAAGUCCCAGACACUUGAGUCUUACAAGGAUUAUGUAUUGCAACUGGAAUCAAAACUUCAAGCUGUUGAGGAAGAAUGCAAGCAUCUGAAGAAAACUGUACACAGUUUGAAAGCUCAGGUAAAUGCAAAUACAUUUUGUGCAAAUGCUUUUAGGGGUGACGAUGAUGCAAUGAGGUUUUAUACAGGUUUGCCUAGUUUUGAUGUCUUCAUGGCAUUGUAUGAAUACAUAGCACCUAAAGCAAUGCAGUUACAGUAUUGGAGGGGUAGCAGCACUGUUCGUGACUCAAAGCCACACCAAAGACCAGGUAUGUGCAGACCAGGUCCAAAGAAGAAGUGCACUCUGUUAGAUGAGUUUUUCCUUGUGUUGGUUAGGCUUAAAGUUGGGUUGUUCCACAAAGAUUUAGCCAUCAGAUUUAACUUAUCUGAAAGCACAGUUUCCCGCAUUGUAACCACCUGGAUUAACUUUCUGUACCUGGAGCUUCCUUUGAUGUUUCCGUUUCCGACACAAGCAGACAUCAGGGCAAACAUGCCUUUGCAGUUCUCUCAGUAUCCAACCACCAGGAUUAUCAUUGACUGUACAGAGAUUUUCAUUGAAGUCCCAUCUGCCAUGCUUGCUCAAUCACAGACAUGGUCUAACUACAAGCACCACAAUACCUGGAAGGCACUUGUUGGUAUUAGCCCAAAUGGCAUGGUCACUUUUGUCUCAAAGUUAUGGGGGGGUCGUGUUUCAGACAAGGCUAUCACAAGGGAUUCAGGCCUACUGGCUUUGUUAGAAAGUGGGGACAAUGUCAUGGCUGAUCGUGGUUUUGAGAUAUCUGAUAUUUUACCACCUGGUGUCUCACUCAACAUCCCACCAUUCAAGGGGGAUCGGGCAGCCCUGUCUGCAGCUGAGGUCCAAGAGACAAUGGACAUUGCUUCAGUAAGGAUACAUGUUGAGAGGGCUAUCGGUAGGAUCAAAAACUACCACAUUUUAGAUGGAGUGAUGCCAAUAACAAUGGCAAAGCAAGCAGACCAAAUUUUCACUGUAUGUGCAUACUUAACAAACUUUUCACCGCCUCUGGUUAAGAAAGAAUGAGCUUGAUAAGUUUAGUUCCAUCUUAUGGUAUUGUGUACUUAUACACCCUUUUCAUGUGCAUACUUAACCUUUUCGCACGAAGAAAGACACUUGACCAGUUUAUUUCCAUUUUAUGGCAUAUGUAUAUUGUAUUAAUGAGCACUUGUAAAUCAUUUACAGUGAUUAUUUAUAGUACUGUGUUUGGAAAUGUAUAAUCUAUACAAUGUGCUGUGGUCUUACUAGAUUUACUUGCUCAAGAAAAAUUGCCAGCUUAUAUUAAGUUAUAAGUAAUGGUAUACCUCUUAGAAAAGUGUGAGGUCAGAAGAUUAUCAUUCCAUAAUCACUUUGUACCAUUUAUGCAAUAAAUUGAAGAGCCAACAAGCAGAUGAGGGCUACAAUAAAAUACAUGUUGUUCAAGACUUUGAUUAAGUUUGCUUUUAUCUAUAUAUAGAGAUU